GACAGGAAUAUUAAGAUCAUGGAAGGAAUAUCAGGAACUGCAGGAAUAUUAGAAAUAUUAGGGUUAUGACAGGAAUAAUUGGAGGAGAUUGGGAUGCGGAUCAGUCAGUGAGUGAAUAUCCCGGCAGACUUCUCCUCCCAUUGUACCUGGGCAGGGAGGGAGGGAGAGGUUGAGGUGGAGCGAGUAGGGAGGAAGCGCCGGGGAGAGGGAAACAAACUCCGAGUAAAGGUCGCCUGACAGCGGAAGGGAAACUGUCACUCACCCCGGAGUCACCGGGAAGCACCGGCUUCUAUCCGAGUAGGAUCCAACUGAAACCCGGGACUUUGUUCUACUGAAACCCCUGCAGCCUGUGUGCGCUCACCCACCGGAUCCCUCCGCUGCUGCUGCCGCCGGGUCCCUUUAAACUCACCAUCGGGUCCCCCCACUGUCUCACACUCACCUCUGCUGCCUCUGCUUCUACUGGAUCUGCCGCUGACUCUGCCUGUGUUACACCUUGUCCUGCUCCAUCUCUCUAUUGCCUGCAACUCCCUGCACCUCCCCUGAUUUAUUCACCAGUGUCCUCCUCUGCUCCCGACUCCCUGGAUGUAUUGACUCCCUGCAACCCCGACUCCCUGCACCCCCUUGUACUUGGAUCCCACAGAUCACAGGAGCCCAGAGAUGUCAGUGUAUGAACUUUACUCCCAGUACACCCGGGUGUGGAUACCUGAUCCGGAUGAUGUCUGGAGAGCAGCAGAAAUUAUCAAGGACUAUAAAGAAGGGGAUAAAAGUCUGAAGUUAAAACUAGAAGAUGAGUCUGUCAUACAGCACCCCGUGGAUCCAAACCAGUUACCGCAUCUCCGCAACCCGGAUAUCCUGGUGGGAGAGAAUGACCUGACGGCUCUGAGUUAUCUUCAUGAACCGGCCGUACUCCAUAACCUAAAAGUCCGUUUCAUGGAAUCAAAUCACAUUUACACUUAUUGUGGAAUUGUACUUGUUGCCAUAAACCCAUACCAGCAGUUGCCAAUCUACGGAGAAGAUGUUAUCUACGCAUACAGCGGCCAAAAUAUGGGGGACAUGGACCCUCACAUAUUUGCAGUGGCUGAAGAGGCUUAUAAGCAGAUGGCCAGGGAUGAAAAGAACCAGUCCAUCAUUGUAAGUGGAGAGUCCGGAGCAGGGAAAACCGUAUCUGCCAAAUAUGCCAUGCGCUACUUUGCUACAGUCGGCGGAUCAGCAAGUGAAACUAAUGUGGAAGAGAAAGUAUUGGCUUCUAGUCCCAUCAUGGAGGCUAUUGGGAAUGCCAAAACAACCCGGAAUGACAACAGCAGCCGAUUUGGGAAGUACAUUCAGAUUGGGUUUGACAAACGAUAUCAUAUCAUUGGUGCCAACAUGAGGACUUACCUUCUAGAGAAAUCGCGUGUUGUUUUCCAGGCUGAUAUGGAAAGGAAUUACCAUAUUUUCUACCAACUUUGUGCCUCUGCCAGCUUGCCGGAGUUCUCUGAGCUGUCAUUAGCUGAAGCCGAGGAGUUUUUUUACACUAACCAGGGAGGUGAUCCGGUUAUUGAUGGAGUGGAUGACUCUGAAGACUUUGAGAAGACGAGACAGGCUUUCACACUUCUGGGAGUGAAGGAGUCUCAUCAAAUGGGCAUCUUUAAGAUUGUGGCUUCCAUUCUGCAUCUUGGAAAUGUUGCGAUCCAGACGGAGCGGGAAGGGGAAUCGUGUAACCUGUCGAAAGGGGAUAAGCACCUGAAUCAUUUCUGCAAUUUGCUGGGGCUGGAGCAAGACCAAAUGCAACACUGGCUGUGCCACAAGAAACUCGUCACCACCUCCGAAACCUACGUCAAAACCAUGUCCGCCGAACAGGCCGUAAAUGCGAGGAACGCCUUGGCCAAGCACAUCUACGCUCAGCUCUUCAAUUGGAUUGUGCAACACGUGAACAAGGCCCUGCACACCACCAUUAAGCAGCACUCCUUUAUUGGGGUCCUCGACAUAUACGGGUUUGAAACCUUUGAAAUAAACAGCUUUGAGCAGUUCUGCAUCAAUUACGCCAACGAGAAGCUGCAACAGCAGUUUAACUCGCACGUCUUUAAACUGGAACAAGAAGAAUACAUGAAAGAGCAGAUUCCAUGGACCCUGAUAGACUUCUAUGACAAUCAACCUUGUAUCGAUUUGAUUGAGGCAAAGUUGGGCAUUUUGGAUCUUCUAGAUGAAGAGUGCAAGGUCCCCAAAGGAACUGACCAGAACUGGGCACAGAAGUUAUAUGACCGGCAUGGAAGCAGCCAACACUUCAAGAAACCCAGAAUGUCUAAUGUGGCUUUUAUUGUGGUGCAUUUUGCUGACCAGGUGGAGUAUCAAUGCGACGGAUUUCUGGAGAAGAACAGAGACACUGUGUAUGAGGAACAGAUUAACAUUCUGAAGGCCUCAAAGUAUCCACUGGUUGCUGACCUGUUUCAAAAUGAAAAAGACGCUGUUCCUCCUACUCCGACUGGGAAGGGUAAAAUCAGUGUUCGUCCUGCAAAACCUGCUCUGAAAAGUGCUAAUAAAGAACAUAAGAAAACUGUGGGACAUCAGUUCCGGAACUCCCUGCAGCUGCUGAUGGAAACCUUGAAUGCCACAACUCCCCACUAUGUGCGCUGCAUUAAGCCCAACGACUAUAAGGAGUCUUUCAGCUUUGAUCCAAAGAGAGCCGUGCAGCAGCUGAGAGCAUGUGGCGUGCUGGAGACUAUCCGGAUUAGUGCUGCCGGCUUUCCAUCCAGGUGGACCUAUCAUGACUUCUUCAACAGGUACCGAGUCCUAAUGAAAAAGAAGGACAAUUCUCUGGGAGACAAGAAGCUGGUCUGUAAGAAUGUCUUAGAGAACCUUAUCAAGGAUCCUGACAAGUUCCAGUUUGGACGGACAAAGAUUUUUUUCCGGGCUGGCCAAGUGGCCUACUUAGAGAAACUGCGCGCAGACAAGUUCCGUGCCGCUACCAUUAUGAUUCAGAAGACUGUACGCGGCUGGCUUCAAAGGGUGAAAUACAGAAGGAUGAAGAAGGCUGCAGUUACCAUCCAGAGAUAUACACGUGGGCACCUUGCCCGGAGGUUGGCUCAGCACUUCAGGAUGACGAAGGCUGCCAUCCGCUUCCAGAAGCAAUUCCGAAUGAUCCGCGUGUAUCGUGGCUUUCAGAAGACUCGCAAGGCAGCUAUCACUAUCCAGUCCUACACCCGGGGAAUGUUUGUCAGGAGAGCUUAUCGGCAGCUUCUGGAGCAGCACAAAGCCACCAUCAUCCAGAAACACUUGCGUGGUUGGUUGGCCCGCAAACAGUUUACCAAGUUCCGCAGCGCGGCCGUUGUUAUUCAGUGUUACUACCGCCGCAUGAAAGCCCGACGGGAGCUCAAACAGUUGAAGAUCGAAGCCCGAACAGCAGAGCACUUUAAGAAGCUCAGCGUGGGCAUGGAGAACAAGGUGGUCCAGCUGCAGAGGAAGCUUGAUGAGCAGAACAAAGAGCAGAAAGACCUGAAGGAGCAACUGGCAGUUGUGACUUCUACUCGUGCAGUCGAGGUUGAGAAACUUCAGAAGGAACUCGAGAAGCAAAGGCAGGCUCAGCAGGACGAGAACCAACUCAGCAGCUUGCAGGAGGAACUGGAGGCUCUGAGAGAAGAACUGGCCAAAUCGUACAAUGAGAAGAAGAUCGUAGAAGACACUCUCAUGAGUGAGAAAGAGCAGCUGCUGCAGCGCGUCUCUGAGCUGGAAGAGGAGAAUUCUCAUUUGAAAGAAGAAAAAGAGGAACUCAAUAAUAAAAUCAUUCUGCGAUCUGAAGAUGAAUUUACCCAAAGUACAGUCAAGGAGAACCUGCAGAUUAAGAAGGAUCUUGAGGAGGAAAGGUCCCGGCACCAGAAUCUGGUAAAGGAAUAUACAAGGUUGGAGCAGAGAUAUGACAACCUGAAGGAGGAGGUGAACAUUAUUAAGCAACAAAUGCCAGGGCACAGGAGGAAUCCGUCCAAUCAGAGCAGCUUAGAAUCUGACUCCAAUUACCCCUCAAUAUCUACUUCUGAGAUCGGGGACACAGAGGAUACCAUCAAUGAGGUGGAGGAGGCCGGGCUGGAAAAGGCUGCCAUGGACAUGUCUCUGUUCCUGAAGCUGCAGAAGAGAGUGAGGGAACUUGAGCUUGAGAGGAAGAAGCUGCAGAGCCAACUGGACAAAAAAGAACAGCAAGAAAAUAAAAAAUCACAGGUUAUAGACACAGCCAAUGAGGUGACUGCAGACCGUGACACUGACAUUGCCUACAACAAUCUCAAGAGGCAAGAACUUGAGUCUGAAAACAAGAAGCUUAAAAAUGACUUGAAUGAGACGAGGAAGGCAAUAGCAGAUGGAGCAGUAGAUGGCUCAAGCGACGAGGCCAGGAUUAUCAUGUUACUCAACCAACUGAAGUCGGCCCACGAGGAGCUGGAGGUGCGGAAGGAAGAAGUGCUCAUGCUCAGAACCCAGAUUGUAAAGGCCGCUCAACAUAAAGAGGCAGAGAGGAUUAUGAGCUCAGAAGCCAGUUGGCCAAACAGCAACAAGGAAAUGGAUGAAGACGAUGCCAUUGAAGCCUAUCAUGGAGUCUGUGAGACAAACAGAAAGACUCAGGACUGGGGGUAUCUAAAUGAAGAUGGUGAGCUUGGCCUGGCCUAUCAAGGCUUAAAGCAAGUUGCCAGGCUUCUGGAGGCUCAGCUUCAGGCACAAAUCAGGCAGCACGAUGAGGAGGUGGAGAUACUGAGCUCUCACAUUGACUCCCUAAAGGAAGAGUUGGAGAAGCAGCAGCAGGUUCUACUUCAAGCUCUUCAGCUUUCCCCAGAGGCUCAGGUGGAGUUUGGGCUUCAGCAAGAAAUUACCCGUCUCACUAAUGAGAACCUGGACCUUAAGGAAUUACUGGAGAAAUCAGAAAAGAACGAGAAGAAAUUGAAGAAACAACUAAAGAUUUACAUGAAGAAAGGGCAGGAUUCUGAAGACACAGUGCAGACAGAGAGGAAACCUGAGCUCACCCGUCAGGCGACAGUACAGCGAAUCGAGAAGGACUUCCAGGGAAUGUUGGAGUACUACAAGGAGGAAGAGCCACUGCUUGUAAGAAAUCUCAUUAUAGACUUGAAGCCUGAGCAGAUGUCUUCCAUGGUUCCUUGUCUGCCUGCGUAUAUCCUCUUCAUGUGCAUCAGACACGCAGACUACAUCAAUGAUGAUCAGAAAGUCCACUCCCUCCUCACUUCCACCAUCAAUGGAAUAAAGAAGGUGCUAAAGAAGCAUCACAGUGAAUUCCAGAUUACAUCUUUGUGGCUGUCCAACUCCAGCCGUCUGCUCCAUUGCCUGAAACAGUACAGUGGAGACGAGGGCUUCAUGACCAGCAAUAGUCCCAAGCAGAACGAGCAUUGCCUGAAGAACUUCGACCUCACCGAGUACCGCCAGGUUCUCAGCGACUUGUCCAUCCAGAUCUACCAGCAGAUGAUAAAGAUUGCGGAAACACAUAUGCAGCCAAUGAUCGUGUCUGCUAUGUUGGAAACAGAAAGCAUCCAAGGCCUAUCUGGGGUAAAGCAGACGGGGUACAGAAAGAGGACCUCCAGUAUGGCGGAUGGGGAUAAUUCCUACAGCCUAGAAGCCGUCAUUCGCCAGCUGAACGCAUUCAAUAGCAUCAUGUGUGACCAUGGCCUGGAUCCCGAGAUCAUUCAGCAAGUCUUCAAGCAGCUCUUUUACUUGAUUAACGCCGUCACCCUGAAUAAUCUGCUGCUGAGGAAGGACGUUUGCUCGUGGAGCACUGGAAUGCAACUAAGGUAUAACAUCAGUCAGUUGGAUGAAUGGCUGCGGGGGAAGAACUUGCAUUCGAGUGGCGCUGCUCAGACUAUGGAGCCGCUGAUCCAGGCUGCACAGUUGCUGCAACUCAAGAAGAAGACGGAGGAGGAUGCGGAGGCCAUAUGUUCUUUAUGCACAGCCCUGAGCACCCAGCAGAUUGUGAAGAUCCUGAAUCUCUAUACACCAGUGAAUGAGUUUGAAGAGCGUGUGACCGUGUCCUUUAUCAGAAUCAUUCAGGCUCAGUUGCAAGAGCGGAGCGAUUCUCCUCAGCUGCUGAUGGAUUCCAAAUACAUGUUCCCAGUCCUGUUCCCUUUCAACCCCUCGGCCAUCGCUUUGGACUCCGUUCAGAUCCCUCCUUCCCUCAAGCUGGAUUUCCUCGUGAAAGUCUGAAGAAGGAAAAAGACUAUCACUGUAGUGGGGAAAAAAGAAUUCUGUAUAAAUAUAUUUAAUAUUGUGGACCAAGAAGAGAAGCUGCAGUUCUGUCAGUCGAGUUCCGCAGACUUAUAACGCACUGAAACUCGUUGGUUUUUUUUUAUGCCUCAGUUUAAAGGAAAUAGAUAAAAGCUUUUUUUUUAACCUGUGUGAAAGUUUUAAAAGUUGGUGCUAAGAACUGGCAUUUUGAAGGUGGCGCCUAAUACAUAGUAACAUAGUAAGUUAGGUUGAAAAAAGACACUCGUCCAUCAAGUUCAACCUUUUAACUCUAUAUAUAACCUGCCUAACUGUCAGUUGAUCCAGAGGAAGGCAAAAAAACCCCAUCUGAAGUCUCUCCAAUUUGCCUCAGAGGGGGAAAAUUCCUUCCUGACUCCAAAAUGGCAAUGGGACCAGUCCCUGGAUCAAUAAGGCCAUUUUAUUUGAAAAGGACAAAAGCAGUUUAGGGUCUUUCAUGUUGUGAGCCAAUCAUCCUCUAUUUCACAUGUUUGGGUGCUGGAUAGUUCUUAAAGUGGAAGUAAAGUCUAGAAUAAGGCUA
This is a messenger RNA of Xenopus laevis (African clawed frog), 6742 nucleotides long. It is a transcript of the gene myo5b.L, whose product is annotated as myosin VB L homeolog. Gene Ontology annotation, cellular component: membrane; synapse; actin cytoskeleton. The coding region runs from base 658 to 6165 and encodes 1835 amino acids. NCBI's taxonomy places the organism in Eukaryota, Metazoa, Chordata, Amphibia, Anura, Pipidae. The record is from RefSeq and is a predicted model, not a curated record. The transcript has 40 exons. Gene Ontology annotation, molecular function: cytoskeletal motor activity; actin filament binding; catalytic activity. Gene Ontology annotation, biological process: actin filament organization.